AUGGCGCCUGCUCGAUCCUCAACUGAGGGCAAGAAGGACCGUCUGCGUGUGAUUAUUGCGGGAGGAUCGAUUUCAGGAUUAGUGCUGGCGCACUCUCUUUAUUGCAGCGACAUUGACUACGUGGUUCUAGAGUCUCGCGACGAGAUUGCGCCGCAAGUUGGCGCAUCAAUUGUCGUCCUUCCCAACGGUUCCAGGAUCCUCGACCAGCUGGGCAUCUUUGACGAUGUGUUCGGCAUGGUAGAGCCGCUGGAGAACACCUUGACAUGGACGGGAGGUGACGGGAAGCUGAUUGUGGACAGCAAUUCGCCUCGUCUACUAAAAAACAGAACGGGAUACCCAGUCUCAUUCCUCCAGCGCCGCGAUUUAUUGAAGGUUCUCUACGCCCACACUCCGGACAAGUCAAAGAUUCACACAUCCAAACGAGUAUGCAAGGUCGACCACCAAGAUUCCCGAGUUGUCGUGCACUGCCAGGACGGAUCCAAGUACUUUGGGGAUAUUGUUGUUGGAGCGGAUGGAGUACACAGCACCGUGAGAACUCUGAUGCAGCAGCACAUUGAGUUGUCGAGUCCCGGCGCCACAAAGAAAGACAGCAAUAGUAUCUCUGCGGAGUAUAGUUGCAUUUUCGGGCUUGGUAAUGCUAUUCAAGGAGUACUCCACCCUGGAGACUCACACAGAUCAUACACCAAAGGAUAUUCAACCCUGUCCUUCGUAGGACGAGGUGGAUCUAUGUACUUCUUCUUCUUUUCAAGGCUCGACAGAAGAUAUCACGGGAAGGAUAUACCUAGGUACUCGAAGGCCGAUAUGGACGAGGCUGUAAAGCCCUUCCUUGAUAUCUAUAUGACCGACGCCAUCAAAUUCAGACAGGUGUGGGAGAAGCGCACAUUCGCAAACAUGAGCCCCCUUGAAGAAUCUGAGAACCAACAUUGGAUUUCGGACAGAUUCGUGUGCUUGGGAGAUUCAAUACACAAGAUGACCCCCAACUUGGGAGCUGGCGGUAAUGCAGCUAUCGAGAGUGCCGCAGCACUUGCCAACAGCAUCUCAAAGCUCAAGAGCACAAGCCCAUCGACGGAUGAGGUUCGAACGGUAUUGAAAGAAUUUUACGCGAAGCGCCACGAACGCGCAAACGCCACCAUUAAAUCGGCCAAUGAUUUAACCCGAAUCGAAGCAUUGGCAACACUGACUGAUAAAAUAAUGGCGAUUCAUGCUAUACCUGCUUUGGGCGACUUCUUGGCCGACGUUACCUGCGAUUCGAUGGUUGGAGCAGAGAUGCUGGAUAGCCUACCUCCACCAGCUAGGUCCCUGGAAGCGACAAUGCCCUGGGAUCCUGAGUCUGGCAUUGGAAAGCAUGAAAGCAAAUUGGUCCGAGCGCUCUAUGCUCUUCCCCUUCUGGCCAUCUUAUAUGGUUGUGCGAAUACCAUGGGCCCGGCAUUGGGCCCCGGCCUUCCAUUGCUCGAGAACGCGGCCAGAGCUGGCGAGGUAGCUCUGGGCGACGGAAGAGUGGUGCCUUUGGUCACCCGCUACUUCGGUCACAAGGGUUUUGAUGACUUCAUUGCCAUCUAUGUCGCGGCCUUUACUCCAUCAAUUGGCGGACAGGACCCGGCCAGCCGAAUGCAAAUGAUAUCACUACUGGGAGACUUAAUUCCCAUCCAGGCCAUAUGGAUGAUAGAGGGUGUUAGGCGCGGCAACUUCCUCACAGCAUCCCACCUAUUGCCAACUAUUUUUGGAAUCUUUUUCCAACUCCAAGGUAUUGGUUACAUGGCGCCAAUUUACUUCUUCCUGCACUACGUCCAGUCUCCGAUGGAGAACUACCACGCAUCGGACAACCGACUCACCCAAAUCGGCGCCGUCAAGACCAUCAUCCCCACCAUCCUCCUAUCGUACGUCGCCCCCACCGUCGCCAUGUUCGCAGCCCCAACCCUCGCCACCCGCCAAUGGGUCAACGGCCUGUUCUGGCAGCCAUUCCCCGUUUACGCUGCCAUCCUCCAACGCGUCUUUGGAAUGUUCGUCAAGGACACUACCUACAGAGAUCGCAUCGACAACCCCGAGGCAGAUAUGCCGCACCUCCGCCGGGUUUACCGCUUCGCUGGAGUUGCCGCAGCCUGCGCGUUCUUAUACGUCCGCUUUAAGUCACCCGUGUCGGCGACGGAAGUGUUCCUCGAGGGCAUCAGGAAUCCAGGGGCAGCCGUGCCGCUGUUCCAGAGACUUUCCAAGACUUUCAGGUACGAUCAGAUCUGUGCAUUUGGUGCCGGGGCUGUCUUUACGCUACUGAGCUUCCGUGACCUGAAAAAGGCGAAGAAGGUGGAGGCGGGAUGGGCAAAGAUUAUUGGGACAAUGGCUGGUUUGUCACUUCUCGUUGGCCCAGGAGCUGCGAUGACAGCCAUGUGGGCUUGGCGAGAGGAAGCACUGGCCAAGAAAAAGGUUCCCGUGGUCAAAGAUAAUUAGGGGAAAGCAUGUAUUUUUAGUUAGCUGGCACAGUUUAAACCGUGUGAUUGAGGAAUAUUACUAUUAAGACGAGAG
Pseudogymnoascus verrucosus is the source of this 2517-nucleotide messenger RNA. RefSeq lists its product as uncharacterized. The record is from RefSeq and is a predicted model, not a curated record. Gene Ontology annotation, molecular function: FAD binding. The coding region runs from base 1 to 2442 and encodes 813 amino acids. Lineage: Eukaryota; Fungi; Ascomycota; Leotiomycetes; Thelebolales; Thelebolaceae. The transcript is spliced from 4 exons.